Molecule: messenger RNA, 5030 nt
Organism: Diceros bicornis minor
Lineage: Eukaryota; Metazoa; Chordata; Mammalia; Perissodactyla; Rhinocerotidae
Gene: THAP2
Product: THAP domain containing 2
Exons: 3
Coding region: 411-1067 (218 amino acids)
Cellular component (GO): nucleus
Source: RefSeq, a predicted model, not a curated record
CCGUGAUGUCACUUCCUGCGGCACGCAGGAAACAGGGUCCUAGUUCACGCGAUAAUAAUCGGGACAACGAGAUUCUCAGCGGCACUUGUAGUCUACGGCUCACGCACGCGCGCACACACCCUCUCCCCCCGCCCGGGAUUGGGGUGUCUGGGAGCGCGGCGAGGUGGGCGGGCCUGCUCUGCGUCUCCGCUGCGAGAGAGUUUGACACUAAUGGGCGGGGGGAGGGCAUACACAGCUCUCCGCGCUGACUGCUCCGAGGACGGCCGCCACAGACGCAGGCGUUGGGGCGCCGGGAGGGGCGGGGUGUGUCCGCCAUGUUGGUGGAGGCGGAGGGCGGCGACUGAGCGGCGGGCCCGCGGGUGCGGUCCGCCACAGUGCCCGAAAGACGGGCGCCAGGGAGGGGCAGGGAGAUGCCGACCAACUGCGCGGCGGCGGGCUGCGCGGCCACCUACGACAAGCACGUCGACGUCAGCUUCCACAGGUUUCCUUUGGAUCCUAAAAGAAGAAAAGAAUGGGUUCGCCUGGUUAGGCGCAAAAAUUUUGUGCCAGGAAAACACACUUUUCUUUGUUCAAAGCACUUUGAAGCCUCCUGUUUUGACCUAACAGGACAAACUCGACGACUUAAAAUGGAUGCUGUUCCAACCAUUUUUGAUUUUUGUACCCAUAUAAAGUCUAUGAAACUGAAGUCAAGGAAUCUUUUGAAGAAAAACAACACUUGUACCCCAACCGGACCAUCUAAUUUAAAAUCCAACAUUAGUAGUCAGCAAGUACUACUUGAACACAGUUAUGCCUUUAGGAAUCCUAUGGAGGCAAAAAAGAGGAUAAUUAAACUGGAAAAAGAAAUAGCAAGCUUAAGAAGGAAAAUGAAAACUUGCCUACAAAAAGAGCGCAGAGCAACUCGAAGAUGGAUGAAAGCCACAUGCUUGGUGAAGAAUCUAGAAGCAAAUAACAUAUUACCCAAGGGCACAUCAGAACACAUUUUACCAACUGCCUUAAGCAGUCUUCCUUUGGAAGACUUCAAGAUACUUGAACAAGAUCAACAAGGUAAAACGUUACCAAUUCUCUAAAUCUAAAAUAGACCAAGAGUACCUUCAUUUAUGAUUACCCUGCGUAGAACUUGAUGCCCAUCUUUCAUUCUAUUCAAAGGUAAAGAUAUUUAAGGAAAUUAUGCCAAAAGUGGGUAUUUAAUCAAGUUUUACUUGAAGUAACAUUACUACUGUAUAAUUUAUGAAGACUUGAUUACAAAAAAUAUAGAAAACUUUCCAUGAAACUUUUAUUUGAAAAAGAAUGGAAGUGCCUUACAUGAGAAUUACGUACCUAAAAAUUUUCCUAGUAAAUUGUAUAUUUGCAAGGUGUUUUGUGUUUUUGUCUUUUAAAACUACUUUUAAAGAACACUCUAUGACAACUAAUGUGUUUUAUUUAUAUUAGAAGAAAAUUUUUUUCCUCUACCAAAGUUGGGAUAUUACUUUCUAAAUAAGAUGGUAAGUAGGAGUUAACCAACAUUAAAUAUGACUUUAAAACUGCUGAGGUUUGUAUUAUUAUUGGCACUGUGAUUUGGAACAUUUAUAGAAAAAAACCUGAGGUACAGGGCAAGUUCUUUUAUUUAAACUUUCUGUAUCUUUUUACCAGAAAAGGGAGCUAAUCAUGGCCUCCUUCAUAAGAAUAUUAGCUUUUAAAAUAGAUUGUAAAGUAUUUUGAAAUACUAAUUUUGAAUGUGAUGUACCCUUGAGUCAUCCAAGCUAGAUAAGGCCUCAGGUACCUUAAGACUAGUAAAAACUGGUAGGGAUUAUAUUCACCUCCUAAGAAAGUAUGUUGUGAAAUUAUUCAGAGAUUGGCAUCUAGCUUUUACUUAAACAAAAAGAUAAAUAUAUACUACUAUUUUUCUCAUAAUAAAAAUAUUACAUUUCCACUUUCAAAAUUGAUACAUUAAUAAGCAAAUUAAUAUGCUACAAAGUUCCUUAUGUUCCAUGUUAGGAAUAGUCGCUCUACCCCCAUGUGUGUUGAUACCAAAACCCUUAAGCUUUUUUUUUUUGAAUAAAUCCACAGUAGAAUUUAAUCAUAGAAAAGUACUUACCAUAUUAUAUCUUCAUAACUUGUAACUUAAAAUGGAAUUAGUUUAUCUUAUACAUUAGCUUGUUUUUUAUCUCCUUUUUCUGUGACAGUCAAAUACGGUAACCAUAGUGCCUAAGGGAAUGAGAAACAGUUCUCUGAAAAUACAUGUGUCUGUGAUAAAGCUAUGCACAUGCUAAUUAAUUUACAAAUAGAAUAUCAGAAGUACUCUAAUAGUUGCCACUUGAACAAUUGAAGGGUUUGCCUUAUUUUACCAGAUCAAGUUUAAUAAGAACCCUUUCCUUCAAACAGCUUUGGUCAAAUCAUGUAAAAUAUUUAUUAAUGUGUAAUCAAGUUAUUCAGUCCUGAUUCGAGCUUCUGACACUGCCAUAGGAAAGUAGCGUAGACCUGAUCAUAUAAAUCUUGACUAUAACGUAAUGGCUAUUUGAUGAUAAAAAAACUUAAAAAAAAUUUUUUAUGCCAUUUGCUUGUAUCCUAGCAACAGUCUUUUUACAGUAUUAGCACCCUUUCUUUUAAUAAGGAAUGCCUUCCAAGCAGCUAGAUUCACAAAAGCAAAGGUAGGAAAAAUCUCUUUUAGUUAUCAUCAGGCACUUAGAACAAAUAUUUAUGAAAACCCUUUUGUGUUUAUUGUAAACCUUGUUAGUCAUUUUAUCUUUAUCUUAAAUAUUAGAUGUAGCUUCUUGGAAUUGUCAUUACAUUUUUUUUUCUAAUGCUUUCAAGUAUCUUUUCACCAAUAUAUAAUCAUCAGCAAACACUAACCGUAUCUACCUUAUAUGUCAAAAUACGUUGGGCAAAUAAUCAUUUAAAUGUAAACUAUGUUUUUCCAAGUAUAAACUCUAAUGUGGUUCACCACCCCUCUCUAAUACAAAACAAAACACUAAUUAAUGCAGGCUGGUUCCCAUCUACAAUAAUAUCUUGAUAUCUUUUUUGUGUAUAUGUGAGGAAGCUCAGCGCUGAGCUAACAUCCAUACCAAUCCUCCUCUUUUUGCUGAAGAAGACUGGCCCUGAGCUAACGUCCGUGCCCAUCUUCCUCCACCUUAUGUGCGAGGCCGCCACAGCAUGGCCUGACAAGUGGUGCGUCGGCGCACGCCCGGGAUCCAAACCCGGGCCACCAGCAGCGGAGUGCACACACUCAACUGCUACACCACGGGGCCGGCCCUAAUAUCUUGAUAUCUUAAUAUAACAUUUUAAAAAUCACAAAAAUAAAACAUUCUAAAAUACAGCAAGGUAUUGGCAAAGUUAGCUAGUCUUCAUACAUUAUUAUUUUAGACCACUGAAUAAACUACCACUCAGUAAUUUUAAAGUAAACCUUUUUGCUGUUUUCUCCAUAUCAUUUUUGUUACUGUCCUAACAACAUGCUUCAACCUUUCCCUCCAUCAAAUUGUUUUAUUAACCUACACCUGUCUACCUUAAAACUACUUUGAUUCAUAGAAAGAAACCUAAAAAGAAUCUUUUAAAAUCCUGUUUUCAGUUUGUUGAUAAACUUCUUAUCACUUUGACCAUAUACCAUAAAACAAAGUUAUAACAGCUCUUUGUUCUCUGCUACACACAUCCUCUCUUCUUUCAUUCUCUCUGUCAUUCAUUCAAUGUCUGUGAGGCACUAACCUCUACAAAGAAUCAGCCAAAGGCUAGGAACUUGAUAUAAAAAUGAAUAUGACAUUUUCUGUCCUUAAGUUGCUCACAGUCUCCUGAGAAAAACAAAUAUUAUUUAUAAUACAAUAUGAUAAAUGCUAUAAAAGAAAUAUGUGUGAAGGGCUUUGGUGAAUGCUGUUGAAUUGGAAUUUAAUGAGAACAUGUAAACUUUAGACCUUUUUUAUAAUAAAAUACUUUUCUUUUGAAACAAAACAGAUUUCCUCUUAUAAUGAGUUAACCAAAUGAAGUAGGACAUUGGUGUUGACCUGAAUUACAUAGUGUUUUUAAUGACUUGUAAGACAUUUUUUCUCUUUAAAAUGAACACUGAACAAAUUUGUUGUUAAUGGUAUCUUUGUUAAAAGGAAAACAUAACAAAAUACUACAUCAAAGCCAAAUAUUGCAGUUUGAUAUUUUUAUAAAAUAACAAACUCUACUAACAGAGAUUUUUAAAGAUAAUUUAACUCGGAGUUGUAAAGUUAACAAAGCACUAUAGCACGCAUUAGUUCUCUUACUCGUUCUUCACAAAUACUCUGUGUGGUAUAUGGUACUAUCUCCAAUUUACAGAUGAAGACAUCCUUGUUAAGGUAAUUUAUUCAUUCAGACAUUUACUGUGUGCCAACUGGCACAAGGUAUAGAAAUGCCAAUAACCUAGAAAGUUCUAGAUUGAACAUUGGUCUGUGGGCUCCAAAUCCUCUGCCCUCCACAUUAUAACUCUCUGUUAAAUAUAUGAAUCAUAUUAUUAAAAUAACAAAUCGUGUAUCUCAAAAAAACUAAAAAAAUUUUAUAUGUGUAUACAGUAAAGGUAGCUUUGAAGUCAUUGUUGAUCUCUUCCAGGUAGACUUUAUAAUGCUUGUAUUUUAUCUCAUUUCUCAAUGUUAGCAUUACGGGUAAAUUUUAAUUUUGGUGUAAUAUAGAAACGGUUCAUCUUUAUGCCACAAUAUGGGAUUCUUUUAGUAUUUAGACAGUUGGAAACUUUUUUAAAUUAAUGUUUUUGUAAUGUAUAUUAAACAAUAUCAUAUUGUAGUAACAAAAAAUGUAUUCUGAGUAUGUUGAUAUUAAAAACUUUUCCCCAAGGAAAUUAUUGUCAUGCCUGUUAUUUCCAAAAAAUGUAAACAAAGGAGUCCUUCCCCUAAAAUACUUUUGUAGAAGUCCCUCUCCCUAAAUUGAAGCAAACUGUAAACAAAAUAAAGAUAUGUAAAGCCUGGAAGAAUUAUCAUUUUCAUUUUUGUGGCUCAAGUUAUAUCUAAACAUACAUUAGUUUACUUGCACUGUUUUAAACACUGUUUAUGUAAUCUAAACCAGAUAUAUCAAGGCCUAUAAAAAUUGUC